AUGUUCCACGACAUUCUGAUGGCCUUGGCCGGUCACCCCGGCGAGCUAAUAGUAGCGAAACCCGGAGAAGGCGGUGGAUUCGCCGUUGCCGACGGGUGUCAAGGGAUAUUGCACGCCGAACGCAGUGUCGUCAACUCGAUCGUGGCAAUCGGUUACAAAUACCGCUGCCUGGAAGAUUUUGUGAGAUCCGUGAAGGAUGCAGAGCACAACUACACGCUCUCCUUACUUUUGGGGGACGAUGUGGCAUAUCGCAAUAGGCGCAGUGGCGUCAAAGUCCGUGGCCAGGCACGCGGCGACGCCCAGACGAAGGAAUCAGAUUGCGUGCCGGAAUACCGUGGCAACUAUUUGGGCGCCAUGUGCGCCGGUAUCGAGGAGUACCUGCAAGAGUAUAGAUCGCACCUGGUCACCGUCGAAAAAACAGUCCUGGCUGACCCGUGCCUACCGCUCAGUACGCUGUCGUUGCUCAUGGCCGAGCAGAAGCAGAUAAUUGAAGCACUGGCGAGCAUUGUGCGAACAUAUCGUGACAUGGUUCAGCGUAAGGUAGACGAGCGCAAACCGGGAGUUUUGCGCGUCGACGAGAUGCUGUGCAUGCUGCAGUCCACGGCAGGCGGAGCCACCGUGCGCAAAGUGCGGCAGUCGCUCUACAACCGGUGCCUCAACCUUUUCAAAAAGCAGCUGAGGAAAUGGAUCUGCAAUGGCCAGCUUUCGAAUCACCACGACGAGUUUUUGGUGUGCCGCCGAAGAACCACUCCUGACACCGGUGCUUCUGGUGGACACGCACCGCAUGGGGAUAUCAGCAGUAGCUUCGGUUAUGAGCACCUACGUCAGAAUGUGAGUGAUAAGGCUGCUGAAUUCGAGUGGACAUUCGUGUUCUACCUGAGUACAGGGGAGCCCAAGUGGCCGGUAUGCUCAUAUCAGACGUGGCAAUCAAUCCUCUUUUUGGGUAAAGCCGUGCGCAUGCUCAUUCGUCGGUACGGCAACGAAAGUCAGUUGGAGGCGCAGUGCCGACAUGUUUUCGACGAUUGGGAGAGCAACUGUGAUUCCGCGGCGGCAUUCGAAGAGGCCAUCGAAAAAUAUCGCAUUUGGGUUGCCAGGGCAUUCUGGAUUUACGUGAACGAAACUGUUGACGUAUCUGCCUUAAUUGAUACCUUCAGGCACGUAUACUUCCUGGGCCACCACGACCUCUACGACGACCUCAUGGAGAGAUCGUGGUUCACCAUGCAAACGCCGCGUAACUUGGCGUCCUGCACCGACCUCAAGCAGAAGGUGCGCAGCAUGAUGUCAUACAAAUUGGACAGCGCUCCUUCCAGUCGCGCAGACCCGCCUGCUGCAGAUUGUAUGGACACCGAUCCAGCUGAGAUGAACGGCGGUCACAACGACAAAAAUGAGGAUGCAUUCGCUAUCACGCAAGGCGGCAGUGUCGCACGCAGCCGUGCAGGCAAACCGAUGUUCGAUUUCCGACAGCGCACAUAUCACUUCAACAUGAGCCGUCGGCGGUGGAUCGACAAUGAACUUGUGCUGAACGUCAGCGAAAAACGGCUGGAGGAGCCCAUCUCGGGAUCGGUGGAGGCCUCAGCUGUCUGGUUCGAGAACCGCGUGCACGUGGCCAACGGGUUCGAGUGCGGGUUGCGGCUGGAGCUGAGCCAGCUGGAGGCUGCCUACAUGUAUACCGAGGAGAAAAUGCGCGGCAAGACUUUGGGCAGGUUCUGCAGGUUCGCCGUGGUGGUGCAGUGCACGGUGGACCCCGUGCGGCUGAGUUCCACUGCACUUGAUCAGGGGCUGCCCGCCGUUUUGCGAGACUACUUCGCCGUGGAGUUCGUGGUGGAUUAUGACAACGUUGCGAGUGACGACGAGUCGAUCCUGGUCAAGGGUGCAGUGAAGCUCGUCGGCGACUGCGUGUCGGCGUUCGUCGGCGGGGCCAAAAUGGCCGAGGCGCAGCGCGGGAUGCUGUGCAUCAACGAGGGCCAACACAGGUUCAACCUCACUGACGGAAGCAGGCUCGAUUUCCAGUUCAUAGUUAGGCUCAAAAUGACUCGCAAACGUCUCUACGCGGAACUUCAGCACCCGGCCUCGGGUGACAGCCUGAUCUUGGAGACCGACGUGCUGGACACGUCCCACCUGCUGCCGCACGAAUUCGGCGACGCGUACCUUGGGCUGAUGUCCUACAACGGUGAUGGGAGUGCAGGUGGCGCAACAACGAGUGUGUUGAAACGGAACUGCGCGAUUCGGGUGUCAGAUUGGGACUACCUGGGGUGCAUGGCAGCGUACGACAUAGCGCCCCUGGGGGAGAUUGACGGCCCGCCGACCCACGAGGAUUUUCACAAGGAGCUGCCCGGGCUGCGCAUGCUGGAGUUCGAAAGCGGGAUCAACGACUGGAUCCACGCCACCAUGGCCUACUGCUGCGCAUGGCCCGUCACCAUACUGCUGGACCUGCCGACAAUGCUCUGCUACAACAGCGUAUUCCAGUUUAUAUUACUUAUUCGUCGCUGCGUCUACGGCCUCGAGAGCCUGUGCCACCUCCACCCACUGAUGAGGCGGUUCGGGGUAAAUGGGAAGGCCUCCAAGCUGCCCUCCUCCUACAUACAACAGUGCGUGGUGGAGGGGUCUUGCAGGCAAAUGCGCGCCGUCCUGGGGCACACCGGCACGUUCCACGAGAUAAAGGCGGCACAUGAUCAGUACCUUUCGCACGUCGCUCUAAACUGCUUCCUCGACCAGCGUCACGUGUUGGAGCCGCUGCUGCAGUGCGCAGACGCCUCCCUGAAGUUCGCCACCCUGUGCUAUUGCGCAUUCAACGGCAGCAGCGAUGUGGACUACGGGGUCGUGGUUCCAAAACUCGGCGAAUUCAGUGCCACUUUUGAGCACAACAUGACACGCGUGUACGAGAGGCUCCUGUUGCUGUCGAACGAUGCCAAGUACAGCGCCCUUGGCACGUUCGUAGAGAUGUGCAGUUUCGCACGCCACCGGUGA
Babesia bigemina is the source of this 2967-nucleotide messenger RNA. RefSeq lists its product as hypothetical. Gene Ontology annotation, cellular component: spindle pole; gamma-tubulin complex; centrosome. The transcript has 4 exons. The coding region runs from base 1 to 2967 and encodes 988 amino acids. NCBI's taxonomy places the organism in Eukaryota, Apicomplexa, Aconoidasida, Piroplasmida, Babesiidae. Gene Ontology annotation, biological process: microtubule nucleation; meiotic cell cycle; mitotic cell cycle. The record is from RefSeq and is a predicted model, not a curated record. Gene Ontology annotation, molecular function: gamma-tubulin binding; microtubule minus-end binding.